This is a messenger RNA of Microbotryum saponariae, 2884 nucleotides long. NCBI's taxonomy places the organism in Eukaryota, Fungi, Basidiomycota, Microbotryomycetes, Microbotryales, Microbotryaceae. The record is from the annotation of a GenBank genome assembly.
AUGCUGAGCCUCUCUAUGCGACGGGCAACACCCCGGAUCCGAUGUGCCCAAGUCGCAUGGCGCUCGUAUGUCAGAACCGUAGCUCCAUACUCGUCGUCGCCGUCGAUGCCCAGAUCAACGUCAUCGUCGUCGUCGUCGCGGUUCUCAUCGAGCGCUGCCGCUGCCGCAGCGGAAACAUCGAUUCAAGUGACGGAUCCUCUGCUGUUGUACCACGGGAUGGUCGCGAAUGGGACCGUCAAGUCAGAUCCUGAACAGAUCAGAGCGCUUGUGCAGGUGCGUACACGAGACGGGGGUGCCUGUCUCAGAGAGAUGCGCGCCUCUUAUGUGGUGCUCAGGAUCCCGAGGCGUUGCUAUGGCUUGUUUGCGCCUUCAACAAACCUUGACUCCACACUUACACCCUCACCGAACUUCAAUAGAUGCGCAAACUAACUGAAGAACUACUGGACUACUCACCGCCCGUGCGGUUGUUGACCUUGCUCGAGUCGUUACGUCCGACGAACGACCCGCUGGCCUUCCAAAUCCCCGAGUGGCCCUUCCGUCGCUCGCCGCUCUCGUCCCGAGGGAUCGAGCUCUCAGAGGACGAAGAAGCCGAACGAUCAUCUCUCCUCUCCAUGUCGGAGAAAGAAAAGUCGACCGCGCUUGUCAAGGUCCUCAAGGAUGACCAGGGGCUCGAAGGCCUCGACACCCCGAAAGGUUUUCUCCUCACCGGUCCACCGGGGACGGGCAAAUCUUUCCUGGUGGACCUCUUCUUCGCCUCGCUUCCUGUUCCCCACAAGGUCCGCUUUCAUUACCACUCGUUCCUCCUGUUCAUCUACUCGGCCGUGCACCAGGCGUUGGAGAAGCAGAGGGUCGAGUUCGAACUCGAGGAGAGGAGGAUGAAUGAGCUCGCAGAUCAAGGCGACGGCACGGCGGGCUACCCUUGGUCCAGGAGAGAGGAGAUGAAGGCCUUGGCACUUUCGAAAGGCUGGAGAGCCGUGUUCGCCGGAGGGAGGAGUCCCAAAGACCACGAUCUCAACACGAGGGAAUUCGUCCUCGCAGGUGUCGCGAGGGAUCUCAUCAAGACCUAUGGGUGGCUGCUCGCCUUUGACGAGGUGCAACUAGUCGAUAUCGCGGGUGCGGGCUUACUCAACAGAGUCAUCAGUUGGUACUGGAGACUGGGUGGGGUGGUCGUGGGGACAUCGAAUCGACUACCGCAGGGUGAGUGUAGUGUUCUACGGGGGGUCGUAGCCAGAACGAUCACACUGAUUCGGCUGACCCGCGCGUGCUCACCCACGAGAUUAGAUCUCUACAACUCGGGCGUACAAAAGGAAUCGCUCAGUCCGUUCCUCCUCGCUCUUGCCGCACGGUCACCUGUACUCGAGCUCCGAUCCGCGACGGACUAUCGCCGUGAGCAGCAUGGCAAGGAUGCGUUGGAUGGGACGAACGAUCGCGAACCAGGAGACUUUGGACAAGUCGAAGCAUGGCAACGAUGGGGUAGCGCCGCUAAGGGAUGGUUCGUCAAGGGCCAGGAGGCAGAGUUCCAAGAUGCGGUCGAGCGAAUCGUCGGUAAUAACGAAGGGAAACCGACGAGCAUGAAGGUAUAUGGCCGCAACGUCGUCAUUCCCUGGGCCGUCGGUGGCGUCGCUAGGUUCUCCUUUUCCGAACUGUGCGAAAAGGCGCUUGGACCGGCGGACUUUAUCUCGCUCGGGAGUCAAUUCCAUACCCUCAUCCUGACCGACGUUCCGGUGCUCUUGUUGAGUCAAAAGAACGAAGCGAGAAGAUUGAUCACCUUGUUGGAUGCGCUCUACGAAAGCAAGACGCGCCUAUUGGCCUUUGCCUCCGCCCAAGUUGACGACCUUUUCUUCCCCGAUGCUCUACGCGCCAUCGCCAACGACGAUGAAUCGGGAUCAGCGCCGCAGAGCGAGUACACCCAACCUUCCCCUGAUGACAUCACGACGUCGAGCGGCUCGAACCACCCCUUCUCCUCGGAACGCAUCUACGAGGCCGACGGGACGAUCUCGGACCCUUCAUCGUCCCGAGGGAUGGACGCCGCGGCCGAGAUUGGCGAUUCUUUGACGCAAGAGAUGAUCGGGGAUGUCAUUCAGGACCUCGAAGCGCCUUACCGGCCCAACGUUUCGUCUUACGACGAGUCCAAGGGGCAGACGAUGUACGAACAGGACGAGGCCCGGAUCGAACACCAGCGGGAUGCCGCUGCCGAGGCGAAGCAACAUCGGCAACGGUCUUCGGAGACGAAAGAGGAACCGCAUCCUACCGCUUCGCCGCCCUCGUUCCGCAAUUUGGCUAUUUUUACGGGCGAGGAAGAAAGGUUCGCCUUCAAGCGGGCCGUGUCGCGCGUCCAUGAGAUGUCGUCGACCGAAUACCUCGUCACGGCUCAGCAUGCGCCUCUGGACCCAAGGUUCCGAACAUGGGAAAGGCCCGGUCAGAUCGAGAGUUCCGUCGAGGGGGUCCGGAGAAUGGGACGAGAUGCGAGACAUGUCCUUGGAGCCAAGGAAGAGAUCGAGGCUGAUGAAUCGACGUUGAGCGGGGCCAUUUCGCCGAGUCAAUUGAGGGUAAGACAUCCCGAGGGUUUGCCGAAACAUCCGACCGUCGAGGUCGAACGCACCACGGCCAAGGGGACAAAGUACGACAUCCUUAACAUCGAAGAUACCAGGCGGGAGGUGCCGCCUCCGGUUUUCAAGGAUGUGCACGUAUGGGGGGUCCGAGAGGUACGUCGUGGUCAUUACCAGAUAGGUUAUGAUUAUCUCGUAGUGGUCUCUAAGAGCGGCAGUUUGAAGCUCACGCACACCGCACUUGCUUGUCGGCACAGGACUGGGGCAAAGCAGCGGGGAAAUGGGGCCAAGGAGCGAGUGCGCACGAAAAGAAGGAGGGAGAGGAUAAGAAGUGA